ACUGGUAAUAUGCAGCUUCGAGCGGUUUUAGUGAUAGGACGGCAGUUAUGCGUUUGCGCCAGUUUUAUUUUACACGGUAACCACCCUGGCCGUGUCAGUUCUUAUCAGUUUGUUUUAGUGCUUUUUGAAACUGCGGCAUAAUGGACAUUGGCCAUGACCGCUAAUGCGAUGGUCCCGGGUUCGAAUCCCGGUAAGAGAAUUUAUUUGUGUGAUGAGCACAGAUUAUUGUUCCUGAGUAUUGGGACUAUUCUAUGUCACAUUGCCAUUCUUGACGUAGACGAGACGUCUGGGAAUCUUCUCCAAGAUGAGCUUAACACGAAGUAUGGAUUCGGCAAGACAAGGUUCUACUAUUGUGACGUGACAAAUGACGAUCAGCUGAUCGCCGCAUUCCACUCACUGUUGGAAGAAAAAGGGAACAUUGAUGUGGUCAUCAACAACGCGGCAAUUAUGAAUGAUAAAGUUUAUAGGAAGGAAAUCGAAAUUAACCUGACUUCAUUAGUAACAAGCACAUUGAAAGCAUUGGAGCUGAUGAGAGUAGACGAAGGCGGCAAAGGAGGAACUAUCGUCAACGUCUCCUCAACAGCAGCGCUUCUACAAUCUUCCUUGAUGCCUGUAUAUUUUGGCACUAAAGCUGCAGUGUUACAGUUCAGUAACUGUAUCGGGAAAGAAAAAUACUUUACAAAAACGGGCGUACGAGUGUUGACCGUAUGUUUUGGACCUACAACCACUGAGCUAGUCAAGCCUACCAAACUGGGCUCUUUGGAUAAAAACGUUACUCCAGAGAUUCUCGCGGGCGCACUGGCUACAAAAAUCCACCAGAAGAUAGAGUCGGCGGCGGCGGGUUUAGUGGCGGCGUAUAAGCGAGGAGCCAGCGGCAGCACGUGGUUGGCUACCCGCGAUUUGCCCGUUAAGGACAUCACCGACAACGUCGUACGCGCAUACCAGAUUCUUGGAGAAUUCAAUUAAAUUGUACUGAUAUUGCAAUGAGGUGCAGAGUACGGGCGUACGCGUCUGUAUGUCUACAAAAGCACCUGUAAAAGCAUGUUGAAGUGUCUCCGACUAGAAAAACUUAUAAUU
This is a messenger RNA of Leguminivora glycinivorella, 1077 nucleotides long. Its product is annotated as 15-hydroxyprostaglandin dehydrogenase [NAD(+)]-like. The transcript has 5 exons. Gene Ontology annotation, cellular component: cytoplasm. Gene Ontology annotation, molecular function: oxidoreductase activity, acting on the CH-OH group of donors, NAD or NADP as acceptor. NCBI's taxonomy places the organism in Eukaryota, Metazoa, Arthropoda, Insecta, Lepidoptera, Tortricidae. The record is from RefSeq and is a predicted model, not a curated record. The coding region runs from base 154 to 966 and encodes 270 amino acids.